CACUUAUAAUAAUCUCUGAGAUACCAAACGUAAAGGCAAUAUUUGCUGGCAGAUAUGCACACAACGCAAAUUUAAUAGAUUCGAGAAUUUAUUAUCUUGGUGGUAUUGAUGAGCGAGAUAAAUUGUUGGACGAUUUCUUUUUUUUGGAUGUUUCUGGCGGGACGAAUUUUAAUGAUUAUUCGUUUCAGAAUUUCCCAGUAGAUAGGGCGAAUCCAGGAAUCUCUUGGGGAGCAACAAUCACUACACAGCACUCAAUAAUUUAUUUGUAUGGUGGACUAAAAGCAAACAAUGAAGUUUGGCAAUUGGCAAAUAAUAGUUAUUCAAUUGACGUAAAAAACAGUCCACUAUGGACUGAAAAAGAAAUUCCACUAGAAACUGGUCCAGCAGGCCGUCGUAGCAUGACUUCAAUUAUUGAUAAAGCCGGAAUCAUGUAUGUGUUUGGCGGUUCAAAUCAAACAAUAAAUGGAGUAACACGUGGAAAUUACGAUAGAACCAUGUAUAAAUUCGAUACUGCAACCGGUCUUUGGUCACAAGCACCUCUUCGUACUUCGGGAAUUGACAGCACAACAUUGCCAGGUUUCGAUUAUAGCGCCACAUUAUUAGAUGACGGAAAAAACAUUUAUAUUGGUGGACAAUUGGCGAAUGGCGUUUAUCUGGAUAUGAAUAAAAUUUGGUCUUAUAAUACUAUAAAUGACCAAUGGACACUAAAUCGUGCAGGAGGAAUAUCUGUUACUGCUAGAGCAUCGCAUUCCGCUGUAUUAGCUAAUGACCGAACUAGCAUCAUAAUAUAUGGCGGUUGGGGUGAACCAAAUCCAAUCACAGACGACCAAGCACUCAUUAUUUUAGACACGACAACUUGGACUUGGUCAAAACCAUCAAUCACAAAUCCAUCAUUAACUCGACACGCACACACCGCAACUCUUUACAAGAAUUACAUGAUUGUAGCAUUUGGUGCACACCAAGACAAAUUCGACAGCCAAAUUAUUUCAAGCAACUUCAUUUCAAUUCUCGACAUUUCGAAAUUCAAAUGGGUCACUUCAAUUGAUAAUAAUCAGACAAAUAGUCUGCCGAAUAAUCAGACAAGUAAUCCGCCGAGUAGUAGCUCGGACAAUUCCGGGAGUCGACUUGCAAUAAUUAUUGGCGCUAGCGCUGCCGGAUUUGUCGGAUUCACUAUUUUAAUAAUUGCUGGUGUGCUACUAUAUCGACAUUUAGAUCAGAAGAAAAUGAAUGAAAGGGCGGAAGCCGGGAUGUCGGAAGUUGUGGUUGUGCAGCCAAAUAUCAUUUAG
Molecule: messenger RNA, 1286 nt
Organism: Ambispora gerdemannii
Lineage: Eukaryota; Fungi; Glomeromycota; Glomeromycetes; Archaeosporales; Ambisporaceae
Source: the annotation of a GenBank genome assembly